CGCAGCGGAGAGCCACAGUGGGGGCAGACGGGCAAUUUACCUGCGAGAUAAGCCCUUCAGCUGGCGCUACGCUCACUCAUCGUGUGAUAUGUUCUAAUUAAAGUGGCCAAGAGGAUCCCUUCUGUGAUUUUUUAUUACUGUUCUCCCGCGUUCAGAAAGGGAGCCGAACCCCGAAAGAUGGGGGAGUUUGCGAGCAGCGCUCUCGGCCGGGUCACGGUGUACUCCAUCCAGGGCUGCCCACACUGUGUGCAGGCCAAGGCCACCCUCGGGCGCCUGGGAGUACCAGUGAGUGAAGUGGACGUCGGUGUUCAUUCAGAGCUGAGAGGGAGAGUGAAGGAGCUGACUGGACGCAGCACAGUCCCUCAGAUCUUCUUUAACAGCGUUCAUGUCGGGGGUAACGACGACCUGCAGAAACUGGCUCCUGAAGAGCUCCAGAGGUUGGUGAGUCUGGUCAAGGACGAGCCUCUUCCAGCUGACGCGCCACCAUUACCCGACCCCGACAAGAACCAGUCCGAGGAUCCAGCUGGCGAGACUGACGGAGAGUUUAUGUGUGAGAAAGAUGAGCUGGCGGACCUGGUACAGGACCUGAAACAUGGCAGUGUGAUUGGCUGUCAUAGGAAGGGACUGACUUUACACAAAAAGAGCUUCACAGGCAGUGAGCUGGUUGACUGGCUGCAGAAAGAUAAGGGCAUGGCCAGCGCCGAGGCCUGUAAAACAGGCCAGGCAUUGUUGCAGAAGAAGUACAUGGUCAGUGUACAUGGCAGUGGGCAGCAGGAUGGCAGUUUUGGCGAAGGAAAAGACUCCAUGGACGCACUGUACAGGCUGCUGGAGGACGACCCUCAUUCAGCUCUCAACUCAGGACAGACUGCAAGCUGCAGCCCCAUACAGGCUGCUGAGCUCUCUUUGCUUUUACGGGACAUGAUUCUGAAAUUGUUUUCGGAGCAUCUCUCUGCCGAUGGCAAGUCUGUGGACUACAAAGGCAUGUCCAUGAGCCCUGCGUUUGAGCGGUACACUGAGCUCGCCAUUCAGCUGCAGAGGGUGGAGCUGCUCUCCCUGAGCCGUGAGGAGAAACUGGCCUUCUUCAUCAACAUCUACAAUGCCUUAGUCAUCCACGGGAACCUUCGCCUGGGGGCUCCCACCAACAUGUGGCAAAGAUACAGAUUCUUCAACUAUGUGAGCUACCUGAUUGGAGGAGAAGUAUUCACAUUACAAGACAUUGAGAACGGUGUUCUGAGAGGGAACAGAAAAGGCAUGGCACAGCUCCGACGGCCCUUCUCCAAAACAGACCCCCGACUACAAGUGGCGCUUCCAGAUGCUGAGCCCCUCGUUCACUUUGCCUUGAACUGUGGUGCAAAGGGCUGCCCACCUAUUAAAACAUACACCCCACAGGACAUUGACAGCCAGCUCCGCACAGCAGCCGAGGCCUUCCUGGAGAACGAUGACGCCUGUGUGGUGGAUUCUGGGAAAAAAGAAGUGCGACUCAGUCAGAUAUUCAAGUGGUACAAGGCCGACUUUGGAGGCACUGAUGAGAAGCUGCUGAACUGGGUGCUGGAGCACAUGGGGGACUCUCCGAAGAAGACCAGCCUGCAGGGCGUCCUGUCUGCUGGGAAGACCAAAGUCAGCUUCCUCCCUUAUGACUGGAGCGUCAACAGCACCCACUGAGCAUGCACAAGCAAACACGCUCAGCUAUAUGCUAUGUUUCUUUGCAUCUAUCCACUUUCUACUGAGCUGCGUCUAUUAAAAACAAAAGGACUGCGAUGGAGCGUGCACCAAAUGAAGUCCAUGCAAAAAAAAAAAACAAUAGUCCCAGAGGUGAGGGGGGCGUAUUUGCACUGUAUCAUCAGAUUCUACUUCUCCUGAAGGCUUGUUCAAGCUUUAAGGUCUUACUCUGAGCCCUUACACCUCAUCUUCGGAUGCCAUAUAUAAAUAGUACGUCGUGUUUUAUGGGUUAGACGUCAUAAGAACAGAGUGAUUUGCACACAGAAUACUCCAGCAGCGUAAUUAAUAGCAUAAAACAGGACGUUAAACGUGUUGCAUUAUUAACUUUAAUCCUCAUUUUCCCUCCGGUCUGUGUCUGUGUCAGCAACUCAGGAGUCAUAGAUUAUUGUGAUCAUGUUAGUUUAUCCACGUGGAGCAUUUAAUCAGAGCAGAUGAGGAGGAUAACCAAUCCAAACACAGCCUCAACAAGCCAUAUCCAACCCCUUUGAACUUCACGAGCAGAGCCUGUCCAUCACUUCCACAUUUUUAACCCCACAGGUAACAGUGUUGAUGUUGCUUUCACUAGGGAAGAGAGUAAUAGCUGCCACUUAAAGGGAAUUCAUUUAAAGCUUUGUAAAGAAACAAAUCUGGGUUCGUGUGCAGUUGAACUACUAUCAGGCUCUUUGGACAGAUAAAACCUGGUUCGGUGCUGCUGCUGCUGCUGUAACUUUUCUUCCCAUUUGUUUGGCACAAGAUGGAGUACAGUGAUCAACUACUGAAUGAUUUUUCUCUGGAUGCUCAACCAUCUUUUUUGAUCCAAGUCUUCCACUGUAAAUUGAAAAAAAAAAGAAAAAGUGCUACUGCUGUGUUUUAAGCACAGCUAUUUACUAAAAACAAACACAAUUGUGAACUAUUGACAUAUUUACCAGAACUACGCCCAUUUGGGAUGCACUCGGACACUUUGCAUGCUUAUCGCCAACUUUGAAUGCUACUGAAACGUGUUUGUACUUUUUUCCACAGACAAAUGUUCAUCGUCGGUCUGUAUGUGAAUAAUCCAGCAUGUCUGCAAAUACUGAGAAAAAAAAAACUCAACCCGGUCGAGAGUUCUACUAAAUCAGCUGAUCACAAUUAAAUAACAGCCGUUUUCAUUUAUUGCUAGUAUGUUGUUUCCAUCUGAGCAGGUUUACAAAACACCAAAAUUUACUUUUCCCUGGCCUUAAAUGUUUUUACGAUCACUUUUUAACAGUCACGAUGCGUUCUCCGGCGUGCUGCCCACACAUCAGGGCGUUGUUUUCAUAAUUUUUCUUAUCUCAGGUCAAAGCAGAACUCGAGCGGAGCCAGUUUUCAGGUUGUCUGAUGUCCUCGAUGCACUGUAAGCUGCAUGUUGUUCGCUCAUGUUGUACUGUCUGUGUUUAUUUGGAGAUCAUGUGUUUUAAUUCUGCACAUUACUGGAAAUGUUUUUUUUUUUUUCCUUUAAAGCUACAAGCAGCACCAAAGCAAGCGGUUAGAUGAGCAUGUGUCAGAGCCGGAAUGCAAUCGCUGCAUGAGCUCUGCUGGGAAACCCUUCGAUCUUGAAUGCUGGCCUGUAGCAGGACCGCUUCUGUGUCGCUGCGUCGAGUUCUUAGCCUGUAAACUUUAGCCAUAAGAAAUAGUUGGACCUAAAGCGUCAAACCUGAUAUCAGAAUACAGUAGUUCCACGUCCGGUGAAGUCAGAAUUAAAUUGAUGACUAAAUCGUGCAGAGAUGUUGAGAUCGGCGGCACGUUUUCUUUGUCUUUAAAAACGAGCCUUCAGCGACAAAGUGCACCUUUACUGACUUAUUAUUACUCUGUGGACUCAAGUGAAGAGAAGACAAAGGAUUUUAUUUACAUAUAUUGAUGCUCCCUGUACUUUUUCAACAAAAAAAACAAAAAAAAAUACCUCAUGUAUCAGGAAAAUGUGAUGCAAAAACUUUUCUAAAUAAGCAAUUCUAAUAUAAUCGUUCUAUUUUCCUCUUUCCUGGGGUUCAAGCAAUAUGUUCAUGACUAGUAAAUAUGCAAUGCUGAAUUAAAAGGAUAUACUGAG
Messenger RNA from Stegastes partitus (bicolor damselfish), 3760 nucleotides. RefSeq lists its product as uncharacterized. Gene Ontology annotation, biological process: cell redox homeostasis; intracellular signal transduction. The coding region runs from base 178 to 1662 and encodes 494 amino acids. Gene Ontology annotation, molecular function: electron transfer activity. NCBI's taxonomy places the organism in Eukaryota, Metazoa, Chordata, Actinopteri, Pomacentridae. The record is from RefSeq and is a predicted model, not a curated record. The transcript has 11 exons.